Salvelinus fontinalis (brook trout) is the source of this 6706-nucleotide messenger RNA. RefSeq names its product nuclear receptor subfamily 2, group F, member 6b (gene nr2f6b). Gene Ontology annotation, molecular function: nuclear receptor activity; RNA polymerase II cis-regulatory region sequence-specific DNA binding; zinc ion binding. The coding region runs from base 2641 to 3855 and encodes 404 amino acids. Gene Ontology annotation, biological process: cell differentiation; anatomical structure development; negative regulation of transcription by RNA polymerase II. Lineage: Eukaryota; Metazoa; Chordata; Actinopteri; Salmoniformes; Salmonidae. The transcript is spliced from 4 exons. The record is from RefSeq and is a predicted model, not a curated record.
AGUGUAGCUCCCUCUACAGCCCACUCAGCCCACUCUCUGCUCUUUGACUCCAAUGGCCUUAUAAGGCAAUGAGUGCCAUGGCAACCAGAGGGCUUGAGCACACAGACACAUGCUCCCUACUCACUCACUGGACGAAAGGAGGGAGGGAGAGACGGAGGGAGAGAGAGAGAGAGACGGAGGGAGAGAGAGAGAGAGAAGACCAGCAGAAGAGGCUGUUAGACUGCGCUUCACCUCAGCAGCUAGCUUUGGCUAUCGUCUGUGACCGUGUUUUUCCUCCGCUGGUUUGCCUAAUUUAUUCAAGCCGGGGCCAGAGGAGAGGAGGAAGAAGGAGAUUGUGACUGUGCUUACGGGAAUGCAGAGAGACUUAGGCCUCAAGUCGUUACUGCUGGAUGGACAAGCACUGACAAAACAAGGGAGAGAAAGAGAGAGAAGAAGAGAGAGAAGAGGGGAGACUUGCUAGGAGGAACUUGCAUUCUGUUUAAGGGAUAGUAGAGAGUCUUUUCCUCCUUUUCUCAGCUGUGUUUUCACCGUGUUUGUUCUGGUGGUUUGAACUAUUGAAGCCACAGAUAUAUGGGAGCAAGAGAGGAACACGAAACAGAUGCUGCUUCACAAGAGACAGAGCAAGGGGACGUCACUACACUUUGAACUUUCCCAGACUAGCAGGACCACAAGGAGCUGUUUAUCAUUUCUGUUUUAAAUAGCAAAGCCUAUAGAUUCAGUCUGCCUCUAGAUUCAGUCUGCCUAUAGAUUCAGUCUGCCUAUAGAUUCAGUCUGCCUAUAGAUUCAGUCUGCUUAUAGAUUCAGUCUGCCUAUAGAUUCAGUCUGCCUAUAGAUUCUGUCUGCCUAUAGAUUCAGUCUGUUUAUAGAUUCUGUCUGCCUAUAGAUUCUGUCUGCCUAUAGAUUCAGUCUGCCUAUAGAUUCAGUCUGCCUAUAGAUUCAGUCUGCCUAUAGAUUCUGUCUGCCUAUAGAUUCAGUCUGCUUAUAGAUUCAGUCUGCCUAUAGAUUCAGUCUGCCUAUAGAUUCAGUCUGCCUAUAGAUUCAGUCUGCUUAUAGAUUCAGUCUGCUUAUAGAUUCAGUCUGCCUAUAGAUUCAGUUUGCUUAUAGAUUCAGUCUGCCUAUAGAUUCUGUCUGCCUAUAGAUUCAGUCUACAUUAAAUUCAGUCUGUUUAUAGAUUCAGUCUGCUUAUAGAUUCAGUCUGCCUAUAUUCAGUCUGCCUAUAGAUUCUGCGUUAGAUUUAGUCUGCCUAUAGAUGCAGUCUGUCUAUAGAUUCAGUCUGCGUUAGAUUCAGUCUGCCUAUAGAUUCAGUCUGCCUAUAAUUUUCAGUCUGCGUUAGAUUCAGUCUGCCUAUAGAUUCAGUCUGCAUUCAAUUCAGUCUGUCUAUAGAUUCAAUCUGCGUUAGAUUCAGUCUGAGUUAGAUUUAGUCUGCAUUAGAUUCAGUAUGCCUAUAGAUUCAGUCUGCAUUAGACUCAGUCUGCAUUCGACUCAGUCUGCAUUCGAUUCAGUCUGCCUAUAGAUUCAGUCUGCGUUAGAUUCAGUCUGCAUUAGAUUCAGUCUGCCUAUAGAGUCAGUCUGCCUAUAGAUAGUCUGCCUAUAGAAUCAGUCUGGUUGUUCUCUGGAUUCGUCUAUCGUCUUUGAGUAUUGGCUGUCUGGGGAGAUAGGAUAGUUCUGCCAAGCUUGUGAAACCAAAAGGGCUGUUUAUACAAGUUUGUGAGGGUGUGAGCAUGUGUAACCUGUGAACCAAACAUAGACUACUAGCAACAGACCAAAGACAAAGUAACUCAACCUUCUAAUGGGGGUUGAAUGACAACAGUCCAUUUCUAACAUUCUCUGAAUAGCUGCUUGUAUCAGAAGUUCUUGACAGAAAUGAGUUCUGUGCUUCUGCCUGUUAGAUUGAUAGAUGGCACUUUCUACACAGCCCAGAACUGGUCUGACUAGUUUGUAAGUAGUAAAGUAAUCCUACGGAAGAGGUGUUUUUUUCCCUCUGGGAGGGAGAGAGAGAGAGAGAGAGAGAGAGAGAGAGAGAGAGAGAGAGAGAGAGAGAGAGAGAGAGAGAGAGAGGGGGGGGGCGAGAGAAAGAGAGAGAGAGAGAGGGAUAUAUAUAUAUAUAUAUAUAUAGAGAGAGAAAGAGAUAAAGAGAGAGGGAUAGAGGGAGAGACAGAGAGAGAGAAAGAGAUAAAGAGAGAGGGAUAGAGGGAGAGACAGAGAGAGAGAAAGAGAGACAGAGAAACAGAGAGAGAGAGGGAGAGCCUAAGCCUCUAAGUGUAAUGUAUUGUUUUCUGUGAAAGGGCAGGCUGCACCCUUUUCCCCCUCCUGAACUCUGAACCACUCGUUGUGUCAGAACUUUUAGGAGGAGUCAUUGACUUGGGUCACAGGAAAGACAGAGGAGAGGAGGAGAAGAAAAGGAGAGCGACGGUAGAGAAGUAGAGCAGUGAGAAGGACCUCCGGGUCAUUUCACAGAGACAGAAGGGGAAAUAGGUCAACUCUAUUACUUUUCCUGGAAGUGAACUCAAAAAACUUAUUUUUGUAUGAUUAGAAACUAAAGUGUUGUAGCUGAAGAGUUUCAGAGAAAAGAGUAGAGCACUUGGUGAGUGGACAGGCGUGUGUAAGAGAGAGUGUGUGUGUCGGCCGUUUAGCUCCGAUAUGGCCAUGGUGAGCGGGGGAUGGGGCAAUCCUAACCGGGAGACCAACGGACUGGGUGGGGAGAAGGCUUACCUGCGUGGGGAUGAGGAGGGCUCGCCCCAGGCCGGGAGUGAUGUGGAGGUGGGAGACGAAGACAAGGUGUGCGUGGUGGACUGCGUGGUGUGUGGGGACAAGUCCAGUGGUAAACACUACGGCGUAUUCACCUGCGAGGGCUGUAAGAGCUUCUUCAAGAGGAGCAUCAGAAGGAACCUCAACUACUCCUGCAGGUCGAAUCGAGAAUGCCAGAUAGACCAGCAUCAUCGCAACCAGUGCCAAUACUGCCGGCUGAAGAAAUGCUUCCGUGUUGGCAUGCGCAAAGAAGUCCAGCGUGGACGCAUCCCUCCAUCCCACUCAGGCAUCAGUCCCACUUCUUUGGUCGGCGGAGGUGGUGGUACCGGGGCCGGGCCAGUAGGCGGUGAAUUCUUCAACGGCCAGCCUGUGUCUGAGCUCAUCUCCCAGCUGCUCCGUGCCGAACCGUACCCCAGCAGCCGCUACGGUCCCCAGUACGGCCAGCAGCAGCAGAUGCAAGGUGCUGGAGGAGGCUCCGUCAUGGGCAUUGACAACAUCUGUGAGCUGGCGGCACGCCUCCUCUUCAGCACCAUCGAGUGGGCCAGGAGCAUCCCCUACUUCCCUGAGCUGCCCGUCUCUGAGCAGGUGGCUCUGCUGAGACUGAGCUGGAGCGAGCUGUUCGUCCUGAACGCAGCCCAGUCCGCCCUGCCGCUGCACAUGGCCCCACUGCUGGCUGCCGCCGGCUUCCACUCCUCACCCAUGUCAGCAGAGAGGGUUGUGUCCUUCAUGGACCAGGUGAGGGUGUUCCAGGACCAGGUGGAUAAGCUGACCCGGCUUCAGGUGGACUCGGCAGAGUACAGCUGCCUCAAGGCCAUCGCCCUCUUGUCUCCAGAUGCGUGUGGUCUGACAGACCCCGUCCACGUAGAGUCUCUGCAGGAGAAGGCCCAGGUGGCUCUGAUGGAGUACGAGAGGAUGCAGUACCCGGGUCAGCCCCAGCGCUUCGGCCGUCUGCUCCUCCGCCUGCCUGCCCUCAGGGCCGUGCCCGCCAACCUCAUCUCCCAGCUGUUCUUUAUGCGCCUGGUGGGCAAGACGCCCAUCGAGACCCUUAUCAGGGAUAUGCAACUCUCUGGGAGCUCCAUUAGCUGGCCCUAUGUCCCUGGGCAGUGAGGACAGGAGCCUGGGAUCCACAGGACCCUGGAGGAACCUGGAACCUAGAACCUAGAAUGGGAUGGAGAGGGAUUAGCCACUGAUGUCAUAAAUGUCUAAAUUCUUGAGGAUUUAGUAGAGGAGGACUAUUUUGCUACUCACUCACACAGAGUCACACACUGAGCUUCCAGUGAAUGGAGCUGGAAUCAAACCAUUGGUAGUUUAGCUGUCCUGUGUAUUCCAAGGAAAUUAUACAUUUGUUUUGGAGUAUAUUUCCUGAUCUGUAUCAUGACCUCUCUUUUUGACCUGUCUGAAACACAGAACAGGACUCUGGAACACAGAACAGGACUCUGAAACACAGAACAGGGCUCCGGAACACAGAACAGGACUCUGAAACACAGAACAGGGCUCCGGAACACAGAACAGGACUCUGAAACACAGAACAGGACUCUGGAACACAGAACAGGACUCUGAAACACAGAACAGGGCUCUGGAACACAGAACAGGACUCUGGAACACAGAACAGGACUCUGGAACACAGAACAGGGCUCUGGAACACAGAACAGGACUCUGGAACACAGAACAGGACUCUGGAACACAGAACAGGACUCUGGAACACAGAACAGGACUCUGGAACACAGAACAGGACUCUGAAACACAGAACAGGGCUCUGGAACACAGAACAGGACUCUGGAAUACAGACAGGGCUCUGAAACACAGAACAGAACUCUGGAACACAGAACAGGACUCUGGAACACAGGACAGGACUCUGAAACACAGAACAGGGCUCUGGAACACAGAACAGGACUCUGGAACACAGAACGGGGCUCUGGAACACAGAACAGGAUUCUGGAAUACAGACAGGGCUCUGAAACACAGAACAGGGCUCUGGAACACAGAACAGGGCUCCGGAACACAGAACAGGGCUCCGGAACACAGAACAGGGCUCCGGAACACAGAACAGGGCUCCGGAACACAGAACAGGGCUCCGGAAUACAGAACAGGGCUCCGGAAUACAGAACAGGGCUCCGGAACACAGAACAGGGCUCCGGAACACAGAACAGGGCUCCGGAACACAGAACAGGGCUCCGGAACACAGAACAGGGCUCCGGAACACAGAGCAGGGCUCUGGAAUACAGAACAGGGCUCUGAAACACAGACUGUAACUAAAGGCCCACUGCCACUACUACCUCCAUCUCCAUGGCGCCCAACGUGACUCUGACCCCAGGUUCUGUGUGGCUCUCUGGCUGCUGUGUUAGGCCCCUGGGUCUCAUAUGGGACCCUAUUCCCCUUAGCUACAGUGCAUAGGGCUCUGGUACUCAAACGUAGUGCACUAUAAAGGGAAUAGGGUGCCAUUUGAGAUUCAGCCACAGGGAUUGUGAGGCCACAGCCAUGCCACAUACUGCCAUUGUAUUGUGUUUUGUCCUGAGCCCUCUAUUCAUGUAAAUCGUUGAGUUUGAUUUACAUUCAUGUUGAGCUUAUAGUGGAAAAUGUAAUGUGUACAUUAUGCAUUUGUGGUCAUGUAAAUCUCUGAAUGUUAUGCAAAUACCAGGCUCUCUCCAUAGUAUAAGCAAUAGCAUACAUGCUACAGUACAUGCUAUGGUGCCGAACACUUGCACAAGCUAGCAGAGGUGAAUGUAUAUGAUAGAUAACCCCUCACACGCAUCCUGAGUCCCAACGAGUCACCCCUGUCUUAUACAUUGAUACCUCAAGUUUUAUACCAAUGACAGAGAUUGUAUAGUGGAUUACCUGAUAAUAUAACCCUUGCAUUCUUAAACGGAACUAAGAACCCUCCAUGAUGUGAUCGAUGACAAACACAAAGGGAUCAAAGCAUCGUACACACCAGCAUUAUGUCAUUAGCCUGAAAGUAAACUAACUGUUGGGUUGACCUUUGUCAUAAGGCCUAUUGGAAGGCUAGGUGGAGCCAGGACUGUACUGCUUAGACCUGAAGGGUAGGGGGCUAGGGGAAGUGGUUGCAGACCUGAAGGGUAGGGGCCUAGGGGAAGUGGUUGCAGACCUGAAGAGUAGGGGCCUAGGGGAAGUGGUUGCAGACCUGAAGGGUAGGGGCCUAGGGGAAGUGGUUGCAGACCUGAAGAGUAGGGGCCUAGGGGAAGUGGUUGCAGACCUGAAGGGUAGGGGCCUAGGGGAAGUGGUUGCAGACCUGAAGGGUAGGGGCCUAGGGGAAGUGAUUGCAGACCUGAAGGGUAGGGGCCUAGGGGAAGUGGUUGCAGACCUGAAGGGUAGGGGCCUAGGGGAAGUGGUUGCAGACCUGAAGGGUAGGGGCCUAGGGGAAGUGGUUGCAGACCUGAAGGGUAGGGGCCUAGGGGAAGUGGUUGCAGACCUGAAGAGUAGGGGCCUAGGGGAAGUGGUUGCAGACCUGAAGGGUAGGGGCCUAGGGGAAGUGGUUGCAGACCUGAAGAGUAGGGGCCUAGGGGAAGUGGUUGCAGACCUGAAGGGUAGGGAGCUAGGGUAAGUGGUUGCUUUCAGAUCAGAUAUUUCAUGUGAUCGUCAUACGAUUUAACUAAAGGUACUGACCCCUUUAAGGACUAAAGGUUAUGCUGUGUAUUAACAGUAAAACUAUGGUACAGUGCACAAGGCUAUGUUCAUACUCUUAGUGAUAUUGGCCUGGACUGCAAUUUGAUGUGACCGUGCUUUUAUUUUUUUGCCAAAUGACUUACUCAGAGUGGACAUAUGAAUACUGAAAUCAAAGAAUCUGUUUUACUCUGAUGGGAUUUUGACUAACGACUUCAUUGUGUAGUUCUACAUAAGAAUCAUGUUUUUAUUGCUUAUGUCAAACCAAAAUGUAAAGAAAAUUGCUACUGCUGACCAUGGAUAUUUUUGCAUAACUAGAAAUAAAGUCUAAGUAGUCUUA